Messenger RNA from Malassezia globosa CBS 7966, 1443 nucleotides. RefSeq lists its product as uncharacterized. Gene Ontology annotation, molecular function: DNA clamp loader activity; chromatin binding. The transcript has 2 exons. Lineage: Eukaryota; Fungi; Basidiomycota; Malasseziomycetes; Malasseziales; Malasseziaceae. The record is from RefSeq and is a predicted model, not a curated record. Gene Ontology annotation, biological process: DNA damage checkpoint signaling; mitotic DNA replication checkpoint signaling; DNA repair. The coding region runs from base 1 to 1443 and encodes 480 amino acids.
AUGCCACGCUCAACGACGCGCGACGUCCGUGGCCGCCUAGCGCUCGUCCAACGCACGUCUCACGCGUCGUCAUCGGCGCGGGACGUGACACAUGGCCCGGAACAUGCACCUACCCAAGGUCCUGGCCCGACGCUGGCAUCCACAAACGCUCGCGAACAUGGACGUCGCACGCAUGGCGGCAAUCACGGCAGCAGCCGAGCUGGUUAUAGCGGGCGCGGCGACAACGUGCCAACAUCUAUGCAGAUAAAGCAUACACGACCUACAGAAAGUCUUUCGUCACUGCAAGAUACACACACACACCCAUCCGAUACGCUCGCGACGCUUGCCGUGCACAAGCGCAAAGUCGCAGAUGUGCGUGUAUGGCUUACGGAGGCACUCGAUGGUACACCGACACUUGCUAAGUACCGAGCUGAACCAGAGCAGAGUGUGACGCCUUUCUUCUCGGUGGUCGACCGCUUUAGUGCGUUUCUUCAGUCAGUAUUGCGGUUUGCACCGCUGCCCCUGGCGUCACGAGACUCGAAUCGGUCAUGGAGGGCGCGUAGCACAGCAUCGGUGUCGCUGACAGAGAAGUCUAACGACGAGCAGAAACGACACCGACAACGGCGGAUCAUUCUCGUCGAGGACUGGCCAAAUCUCACACAUGAGCGCACUCGUGAAGGUGUGCAUAGAGCCUUGGAACGAUUCAUUCACAGUGCUGGGCAAGUGCCUUUGGUUUUAAUUGUAUCUGACACGGUCCCUCGUGCAGAUACAGAUGCAAAUGCAAAUGACACAUUUAGCUGGAGAUCGCGCCGAGCGGUCCAAAUGAAUAUCCGCAUGGCUGUGCCAGAGAGUGUGCGAAUGCAUCCUGCGUUGACUGAGAUCCGCUUCAAUCCACUCACAACGCGUAUGAUUCUUGGUGCUCUGACAGCUCAGGCCCCAUCACAUAUCCCACGGCACGUGCUCAAUGCCAUUGCUGAGGCGGCUGGCGGUGACAUACGGAGCGCUACGAAUGCCGUGGCCAUGCUCAAGAAUGUACCACCAAACAAUGUAUGCCAUGAAUCUGCCGCAGCUCUAGGGAAUGAGUCUGAAUCGGCGCUCGUCCUGUUUCAUGCUCUUGGACGUGUAUUGUACAACAAGCGAGCUGGCGACGCUGGCGAGACACUGGACGCUAAGACGGCUGCAGCAGGCAGCAUGGGUGACAAGAUGUCGCUGGAUAUCUGUGCUACAAGCACGGAAGAGUCAUCGAUACCAGAAUCAUCACCACCACCGCCACCUUGGCUGGUGCACCAGCGUCCAUCGCUUGUGAAUAUCGAGACUCUCUGGUCACAUUUGCCUGUGGAUGCCACCACAUUUCAACUGUAUUUGCAUCACAACAUGCUCGCAUUUAUGGAUGACACCGACGAGGCAUUAUUGGCCCUCGAGGCCAUGAGUUUCGCCGAUACUUUUUGCCGCAAAUGCGCGUGA